CCAGUCGCCAGCAGGAGCGAAGCCGGUCCUUGCUGAAGUCUGGUGGGGACAGGUAUCCCGCUCCCUUCCUAAGCUUAACCCUUCAAGAUGGAAGAGACUGAAGAAUCCAGUCCACCUGAAGAAUUGCUCCAUGGCUUAAAGCUUUCUGAUCAGAAGUCAUCAGAGAGCACCAGUCCUUUGACAGCUGGUUCCAAAGAUGCACAUCAUUCAAGAAGCAUGGACCGGGGAGAUCUUCAUUCCUCUUCCCAAGAGGCUAGAGCAGCAGAUGAGUGUUUUCAUGACUGUAAUGACUCCUUUGAGGUAAAGGAACCAGGAAUGGAACAGGAGAGAGACAACAGAGAGGAUCCUGCAGGGAAGCAGACAGAAUUAGAUGAAGAAUACUUAUUAGAACUGGAAAAAAAUAUGCCAGAGGAAGAAAAACAGAAAAGAAGAAAGGAGAGCACAACGUUAAAGGAGAAAGGAAACGAGCAGUUUAAGAAAGGAGAAUAUGGGGAAGCAGAAGACUCCUAUACAAAAGCUGUACAGGUUUGCCCAGCCUGCUACCAAAAAGACAGGUCUGUUUUCUUUUCAAACAGAGCUGCUGCAAGAAUGAAACAGGACAAGACAGAAGCUGCCCUAAGUGACUGCAGCAAAGCAAUCGAACUAGAUCCUAACUAUAUCAGGGCUCUGCUGAGGAGAGCAGAACUAUAUGAAAAAACAGAAAAACUAGAUGAAGCCCUGGAGGAUUAUAAAACAGUACUAGAAAAAGAUCCAUCAGUACAUCACGCGAGAGAAGCUUGCAUGCGAUUACCUAGACAGAUUGAAGAGCGGAAUGAAAGAUUAAAGUCAGAAAUGUUAGGUAAGCUGAAAGAUCUUGGGAACUUGGUUCUUCGACCCUUUGGCCUGUCGACAGAAAAUUUCCAGGUCAAACAGGAUUCCUCAACUGGCUCAUACUCCAUCAACUUUGUUCAAAAUCCAAACAAUAACAACAGAUAGCAUGAGCUAAGCCUGCUCCUAUUAAAAAGCUGGCUUUCAAGCUUUGUGACACCAUGCUUGCAACUACCAAUAAAAGGGUUCAGCAAUCAUUUAACAUGUAAAAUCACUUUAUCCAAAUGAAAAUAGACUUGAGGGUAUACAUUUCCACUUUGGUGAGAUGUUUAAAAUGUGGAUGAAAAAACAAGUCAUUUGAUUUCCCUUUUGCAGUGACAGCUUUAUGCCCAGAGUCGUUUUUUUUUUUUUAACUGCAUUAUUUGUCUUCCCUAAUAAGGAAGUGGUUACCCUGGCCCAUUCAUUCUCAGCAACAUCAGUCUAGCAAGCAAUUCAGUUGGAUCAAAAUGCUCACAUGCCUGUAACCCAAAUUACAGGUGUGUCCAAUGGGUGUCUUGUGGUGUUAGUAAAUCUAUCAGAAGUGCGUCUCUCCACUCAGCCAGUGAGUGUGACAGGCAGGGGCCAUGGAAGCAAGCUCACCUCUGUGGUAUAAUUUAUCUUCAUUGUAAUAAAGGCUUGAUGUUUCUGUUGGGUUCAUUUGUGAUUUUUGUCCUGUAUUUUGGCCUCUCACCAGAGGUAACCUUCGAAUGAUGGUAUUUUUAAAUGAAUAUAAACAUAAGUAACCUACAAAUAAGAAAGCAAAUUUGCAAGACUGGUUUAAAAAAAAUUGCAAGGCUUUUAAUCUUAACAUUGUCUUAUUAUAGAGUUUAUAUCAUUUUUUUCUUGGGCACCCUGGCACCAGAGGUUUACUACUUGACUUUAUCUUGAUACCCUUGGGAGACUAGUUGGAAGCUACUUGCAAACUGCCUUAAUAUUUUUGGUAUGUUAACUUUUACUAUGAGGUCAGUAAAAUUCACCUGCCUGGUUCAGUACAUGUUGUGGGUUUCACAAAGUAGCUUUCUGGUGCUAGGAUAAUGAGAUGCAAAUAUCCUUGAUGUUAAAGUAGGGUUACCAGAUAGCAACUGUGAAAAAUGGGACAGGGGUGGGAGGUAAUAGGCGCCUAUAUAAGAAAAAGUCCCAAAAAACAGGACUGUCCUUUUAAAAACGGGACAUCUGGUCACCUUAUAUUAAAGUGAUUGCAAAAAGGUCCUCAAGCUGUACUGGAGUCUCUGAAUCUAGGAAAGGUUUAAAAUAUCUCUGCAGACGUACUAUUCAAAUAUUGUGGGGUUUGAAUUGGGAUAGGGUUGUGGUAUUUUUGCUAGCUUGUAGCUAAGCAUGUUUUUUUUCUGUAUUGACCCAGUUUUAUAAUAGUAAGGCCAAAACCUGGAUGGAGCUUUUAAAUUACCGUUGAUCUGAAAAUAUCACUUAUUUAACAUAUUAAAUUAAAACUGCGUGAUAGCUAUUUACUUAUUUUCAGUUCUCUCCUUUAAGUUAUUCCUGAAACUCGUUAGCUGCUGCG
Messenger RNA from Terrapene triunguis (Three-toed box turtle), 2365 nucleotides. RefSeq names its product tetratricopeptide repeat domain 1 (gene TTC1). Gene Ontology annotation, molecular function: protein binding. The record is from RefSeq and is a predicted model, not a curated record. The coding region runs from base 88 to 975 and encodes 295 amino acids. Lineage: Eukaryota; Metazoa; Chordata; Testudines; Emydidae. The transcript is spliced from 8 exons.